This is a messenger RNA of Cynara cardunculus var. scolymus (artichoke), 723 nucleotides long. Its product is annotated as agamous-like MADS-box protein AGL9 homolog. The transcript is spliced from 8 exons. Gene Ontology annotation, cellular component: nucleus. NCBI's taxonomy places the organism in Eukaryota, Viridiplantae, Streptophyta, Magnoliopsida, Asterales, Asteraceae. Gene Ontology annotation, molecular function: protein dimerization activity; DNA-binding transcription factor activity, RNA polymerase II-specific; RNA polymerase II cis-regulatory region sequence-specific DNA binding. The record is from RefSeq and is a predicted model, not a curated record. Bases 1 to 723 code for a protein of 240 amino acids. Gene Ontology annotation, biological process: positive regulation of transcription by RNA polymerase II.
AUGGGAAGAGGGAGAGUUGAAUUGAAGAGGAUAGAGAACAAAAUCAACAGGCAAGUCACCUUCGCCAAACGAAGAAAUGGACUUUUGAAGAAAGCUUACGAGCUUUCUGUUCUUUGUGAUGCUGAAGUUGCUUUGAUCAUCUUCUCCAAUAGGGGAAAGCUGUACGAAUUUUGUAGUAGCUCAAGCAGCAUGCUAAAGACACUCGAGAGGUAUCAAAAAUGUAACUAUGGAGCACCUGAGACAAAUGUGUCAGCGAGGGAGGCACUGUUAAGUAGUCAACAGGAGUAUUUGAAACUUAAAGCACGUUACGAAGCACUACAACGGUCCCAAAGGAAUCUUUUGGGCGAGGAUCUUGGCCCUUUAAGCUGCAAGGAGUUGGAGUCACUAGAAAGGCAACUUGAUACAUCUCUAAAACAGAUCAGAUCAGCCCGGACUCAGUUCAUGUUGGAUACACUUACCGAUCUUCAGAAAAGGGAGCAUGCACUAAACGAAGCAAAUAGAACCUUGAAGCAAAGGUUGAUGGAAGGAAGUCAAGUCCAUUGGCAUCCACAAGAAAUGGGAUACGACAGGCAACAUGAAGCUCAACAUCAAAGUGAUGAAGCCUUCUUUCAUCCACUCGACUGUGGACCCACUUUACAAAUUGGGUAUCAAACGGAUCCAUUAGCAGCAGCAGCAGCAGCAGGACCAAGCUCCAAUAAUUACAUGCAAGGAUGGUUUCAGUGA